UACUGUGAUAAUAUAGCCAUGUUUUAGCUCUAGGUGGUGUUCUGACUUUGUUUUAUUUUUUAAUUUAAUUUAUGUUUAAUUUUUUGAUGGUUUGAAUUGGCAUAACAAAUUUGAAAUUGUAACUUUUCAUAGUUGUGUGUGCAGGUAGGCUUGGUCAUCUAUUGGUAAUCAUUUAUCAAUGAUGUGCUUAAAGUUUAGAACUGCUAUGACAAGUAAAAUAAAGAUGAAAUGAUUUUCAGAAUAUAACCUUUUUCUUUAUAGACAUCUUGUUUAAGGAAGUAAGCAUUGUUGUCUAAGAACAUGGUUGAGGAUGAAUAUGUUUUUCAUGGUGCAUUUCAAUGUCUGACCUCUGCAGAGGCUUUGGGAAGUUUGUUUUUCAGUUUAUGGUUGAACUUUUCCUUUAAAUACAGAGGAUGCGAAACUUCCUGUCUUCUAUCAAUAGGAAGUGACAAGACUCAUUUUCCACACCCGUGGAAAAUGUUAAAAACUUAUUGAAUUCACUUCACUGCUGGACUGAGUAAUAUGAGCUUUUCUGGUUACUUAUCAAGGGGAAUUAAGGCCUGCAAGAUGGCAGACACAUUUCAUGUAGUCUAUUUGUAUAUAUUCUUCAUGGCUGUUAUUGCAGUUGUCAAAAGUGAUUGUUUGUGUAAUGAUUACCCUGAUGUCUCUACAAAAGCAUACAUUUUUGAAACCCCGACUCUGCCACAAGAAGCCUGCUGUAUGCCAACUGUCGGGAAUGGAUAUUUGGCCACCACUGUGUAUAGUAAAGUCAUUCAUGUGAAUAGUAUCUACAAUGGUAGAUAUGGAGACAGCCACCGUGCCAAGAUUCCAUCCACAGCUGAUAUCCAUAUAGACAGCAAGGACAAGAUAUUCAACAAAGAAUCCUUCCUAUUGAAUGUAAUUAAUGGGACAUUUUACCAUCGAAUCACCAUGGAGACUAGUAACAUAGAGCAUAGAAUAUAUGCUCAUCAAAAUUGGACUCGUCUCCUUGUCAAUGAAAUUUUGAUCUCAAGAAAACCAGGAACUUCUGACGAAAUCACUCUCUCACUGACGCACAAGUUUAACCCAAAGAGUGAGGAUGUCAGAUUAAAAGUGACAGCCCCCAAAACAAAGGGCGAUCCAUGGUUUUCAAGUGGUGGUACCACUACUUCUGAAACACCAACAAGUGCAACUUCAGCACUAUAUAUGUAUUGGGAUGAUGUACCAAGAAGCCUUACAUUAGCAUCAGGUGUUGAUUCCCAAGUCUGGACAUUUCUCUCUGCAGUCUCUGAAAGCAAAUCUGAAGCAUGGCAGUCACUGAGAGCCGGAUGGGAUGAGAGGGAUGCAGGGAUGCUCUUUCAUACCCAUGAGAAUGCCUGGCAACACAAGUGGAUGGAUGGCAAGAUUGAUCUAGAUGGAACUAACCUCAAACUGGCCAAAGCUAUCUAUGGCAGUAUGUACUAUAUAACAAGCUCUCUGCCUCCUCAAGGAGGUGAUGUUCAUUUUCCAUUCCAUUUUUAUGGUAUCAAUCCUGGAGAUUUGGCUCAUGGGGGAAGUGGUCCUGACAGUUACAAAGGGCACAUUUUCUGGGAUCAGGAGACUUGGAUGUUCCCGCCAAUUCUGAUGUUCCAUCCAGAUCUUGCGCUAGAAAUGUUGAAGUCUAGAUCUUAUCAUCUGCAGGCAGCCAGGGAUAAUGCUGCCAAGAAUGGAUACAGAGGUGCGCAGUAUCCCUGGGAGAUGGCAUUUACUGGUGUUGAGGUCUGCCCAGCGGCACCGUAUCCUACCAAUGAACUUCACAUCAGUGGAGACAUCGCAUUUGCUGUGCAGCAGUAUCUGUGGGCAGCCAAUGAUACAACAUUCCUUGAGAGUAACGAUGGAUUUGAGACAAUUAAAAGUAUUGCAGAAUUCUGGGAGAGCAAGGUGGAGUACAACCAAACCUUGAAGGCAUACACAAUCAACAACAUCAUGCCUCCUGAUGAAUAUCAUCAAAGCGUUAAUAACUCAGUCUACACUAACACCAUAGCCCAAAUAAGCCUCAGACUUCCGGCAUAUGCUGCUUCAUUGAUCAACAAGUCAGUUCCUAAAAAAUGGGCAGAAAUAGCAGAUGAGAUGGUCAUUCCAUUCGAUCAUAGACUGCAGUAUCAUCCAGAGUUUGAAGGCUACAUUCCGGGAACCUUUGUCAAACAAGCAGAUGCCAUCCUCCUAGGAUACCCUUUGAUGGUCAACAUGACAGCUGACACCAGACGCAAUGAUCUUGAGAUCUAUGAGACCUUUGAGGGAAUCAAUGUAACUGACCCUGAUGGUCCUGCAAUGACAUGGGGAAUGUUUGCUAUUGGCUGGUUUGAACUGAAAAACCUUACCAAAGCUGAGAAACACUUUGCUCGCAGCUAUGCCAAUAUCCAACAACCAUUUCAAGUCUGGACGGAAACAGCCACAGGGGCAGGUGCUGUUAACUUUGUAACUGGCAUGGGAGGAUUCCUCCAGGCUGUUGUGUUUGGUUAUGGUGGAAUGCGGCUGCAAAAAAACAGCCUCCGUGUCGACAUUACACUUCCGCCAGACACAGAUACCAUUACCUUUAGAGGUCUUAACUACUUAGGAAAUUCCCUGUGUAUCUCGGGGAAAAAUGACUCUGUAGAUGUUGUCAUUCUAGAUAAACCUGAUCUUCACUUCCAAGCUGAUUUACAACUUGUUCAAGGGUCGCAUGUUUAUCCUUUAUAUCUCAAAACAACAGUUACUGUACCUCGUUUGGAUUUCAGCAUAGAACCAACCUCUCCACAAUGAUUUGUAAAAUGAGUAAUUUUUUCCCUAGAAAAAGGGAGGGGGAUGUGGUUUUCUGUCA
This is a messenger RNA of Strongylocentrotus purpuratus (purple sea urchin), 2818 nucleotides long. It is a transcript of the gene pgghg, whose product is annotated as protein-glucosylgalactosylhydroxylysine glucosidase-like. Gene Ontology annotation, biological process: carbohydrate metabolic process. Bases 523 to 2760 code for a protein of 745 amino acids. Lineage: Eukaryota; Metazoa; Echinodermata; Echinoidea; Camarodonta; Strongylocentrotidae. The transcript has a single exon. Gene Ontology annotation, molecular function: catalytic activity. The record is from RefSeq and is a predicted model, not a curated record.